GUGGACGUGGAAGAGGUGCAGCGGUACAGCUUUCUUAUGGUGCUCCAAGCCGAGAUGGAGCGGCGACUUAGCCGAGCCCGAAUGGAGAUAAAUGCCCUGGCAGAGGACAUCGACAAGUGCAUAGUGCUGCAGCCCCCAAGGGACAUGCCAACGGGCAGCCUCGUGGAUGAUGCGAGGUGCCGCAUCAGCAAGGAUAGCCGCUUUCACGACAUCGAGACCAGCCUGGCGAUGUUGAAAUCUCGGGUGGAUGUUGCCCUACAGGAUUCCAAUCCAGAAGGCAGCAGCACGGAGGCCUCAGGCACGCUGUGGGCGUCCAUGCAGGAGGUGCCUGUCAUCAUGGCGCAACCCCUUUUCAACGGCUUUGAGGAGGCCACGGUGAAGGUGGAAGACGAAGUCUGCACGGCGAGAACCCAGGAGUUUGAACAGCUUACCAGCUGGGUCCGGCGGGAACUGAGCCAGGUGCACGAGAAAUUGGACGUCAAGUUCCAGAAGCUUCACUCCUUGUUGGAGGGUUUGAAGACCUCGCGGCAGGUUCCAGCAGCGGCAGAAGUGGCGGCUCCAGCGACGGACCUCCUUGCCAGUGCAUCCGCCCCCUCUCUCGCCGGGUCGCCUGGGAAGGCCUUGCGCAACUCUCGGCCCAAGCAGGACCACCCGGGCGUCAGACACAUGCUGGAGGAGUUCCGAACGUCCCAGCUCUGCAUGGUCGAGGAGCAGCAAACCACCAAGAGCAUGAUCGAGGACUUCCGACAGUUGCUCCUCAGCCAAGUGGAGGAGCUCGCGAAGGAGCAGAAGAGCUGCAGAAGCAUGCUGGAGGACCUGCGAGUGUCGCAGAUAGGCUUUGCAGAGGACUGUCAGCACCAGAUCGUCAGCGUCGUCAGGGAGGAGUUCGAGCAGCGCUGGCGAACGAGCAGCACGAGUCUGGAGGAGUUUCAACAGCAGCAGCAGAGCUUCAGACACGCUCUGCAGGAGCUGGCGAAGGAGCAGAAGAGCUUCAGAAGCACGCUGGAGGACCUGCGAGUGUCGCAGCUAGGCUUCACAGAGGACUUGCACAAGCCGCAGGGCAUCAGAAUUGUGAGGGAGGAGUGUGAGCGGGACUGGCGCAGCAGCAGGACGACUCUGGAGGUGUCGCGGAGCAAGCGUGAUGCGCCGCCUCUGUGUGAUGUCGCUGGGCUGCCGCUUCCGAAGCCCAGCAUGGCCGAGGAGCAGCGGAUCAACAGGGAGAUCAAGCGAGCGCACCUGAAGGAGACGCAGAGUGUGAAUCUCGAGGCUGCUCGCUUCGGACUCGGGGAGACGACAGUUGACCAGGCCGCGUCCACGCCAGUCUCGCCGGUGUCUGCGAGAUGCUCCGUCUCUUUUGGUGAGGCGAACCGCACCAGGCUCGCCAAGAAGCAGAAGCAGACAUCUGAGCAAGAGGAAGCCUCGCAACUGAAGAUCACCCUGAGCAUGGCUCCAAGGACGGAGGAGCCUGUGGAGAAGGAAGAAGUCGAGAAGCAGCGGAAGAGAGCAGGCUCUGAGAAAGCAGGCCUGAAACCCAAGAAAGAGAGAUGA
This is a messenger RNA of Symbiodinium sp. CCMP2456, 1548 nucleotides long. The record is from the annotation of a GenBank genome assembly. Lineage: Eukaryota; Dinophyceae; Suessiales; Symbiodiniaceae.